This is a messenger RNA of Lates calcarifer (barramundi perch), 1140 nucleotides long. RefSeq names its product YEATS domain containing 4 (gene yeats4). The transcript has 7 exons. The record is from RefSeq and is a predicted model, not a curated record. Gene Ontology annotation, biological process: regulation of DNA-templated transcription. Lineage: Eukaryota; Metazoa; Chordata; Actinopteri; Centropomidae. The coding region runs from base 184 to 864 and encodes 226 amino acids.
AACAUGUUACGCUUGCCACUUCCGCCGCUUGUUUGGCUGGCAGUUUAAAAUGAGAUCGCUGCCAUAAAAGAGUGUUUUCUGUGCUUAAAUGGCAGGUUUACUAAAUGUAGAUACACGCUGUGGAACAAGAAGAGUCCUCUAGAGUGUAGCACGGAUUUAACUUCAGUCUCGCGGUACUGUACUAUGUUCAAAAAGAUGACUGAAUUUGGUCCAGAUUCCGGGGGGCGAGUUAAGGGAGUGACUAUUGUGAAGCCCAUUGUGUUUGGAAACGUUGCCCGCUACUUUGGGAAGAAGAGAGAGGAAGAUGGACACACACAUCAGUGGUCUGUCUACGUGAAGCCUUACAGAAACGAGGAUAUGUCAGCGUAUGUUAAGAAAAUCCAGUUCAAGCUACAUGAAAGCUAUGGUAACCCCCUUAGAGUGGUCACAAAGCCUCCAUAUGAGAUUACAGAGACGGGCUGGGGCGAGUUCGAGAUCAUCAUUAAGAUCUUCUUCAUUGACCCCAAUGAGAGACCUGUGACUCUGUACCAUUUGUUGAAGCUGUUCCAGUCAGACUCCAGUGCCAUGCCUAAGAAGACAGUAGUCUCUGAAUUCUAUGAUGAAAUGAUCUUCCAGGAUCCUACAGCCAUGAUGCAGCAGCUACUGACCACAUCAAGACAACUCACGCUGGGAGCAUACAAGCAUGAGACAGAGUUCAGUGAGCUGGAGCAGAGGACCAAGGAGAAAAUUGAAGCAGCGAAGAAGAGAACCAGCCAGGAGAUCGCAGAGCUGAAAGACAAAUUGAAAGCCAGCAGAGAAAACAUCAACCACCUGAAGGCAGAGAUCAGGAAACUGGAGGAGGAUGGAGACCACAAGGAGCACUGAGAAAUGGACAAACACAACACACACAUGAAUGUGAUGAUUCAGCUGGGUCAGGGUUAGGGUCAUCACUGAAAUAAACUGUUGUGAUCUGUUUUGUGGUAAAAUUUAAUGGUAAAAACCCCGUCAUUUUUUUCAUUUGAAGUUUCUUUAGACAUUUUUGUGUAUUAAAACCAGGCUCAACUUUGACCAUGAACCCCUUUUAGUAUUCAAUGUGAAUAGCUCAUUUGUUUUUUUUGCUGAUGCUGUCAUUUUCUAUGUAAAGUAAAUAUGUUUACAGUA